AUGUCUAAAUCAACAAGAUCGUCCACUGCGAAGAACAAUCAAGGAUCACCGGCACCAGACAACGAUUCAUCUGCCAAAAUCACUCAAGUCGAUCCUAUUUCAACUGUGUUCCCUCAAAAACCCAAGAAGAUGAGGAUAAAAUCUGUUGCUGUAAGGCCUAAGAGAACUCCUAUUACGCAUACUGAAAAUCAUGGUGCUACUGAUGGCACGAAUAAAAAUGCUGAAACCCUAGGAAAGGAAAAUCCCCAAAAAGAUGAAUCCCUAGGAAAGUCCUGUUUGAAUGUUGAUGAUAGUACUAAUGUAAAGAUGGCAUCGCCUGCUGGUGGUGUAUCUGAGAAUUUGGCUGGUCCCUCUAGUGUCAAAUUCUGGUCUGAUGAUGAAGAUGUUGAACCUCCUGAGAAUGUUGUCCAUAAAACCCCUGAGGCUUAUGUUGUAAGUGACAAGAAUAAAACUCCUCAUAAUGUAAUGCAUGAUAAUGCAUUUGAAACCAAUACUGAUGCUGACCCACCAUCCAAGGAUGUGCAUACUGAACCAGAUGUUGUGGAAGUUAAUGAUACUUCUGAAGAAGAAGAUGGUGUGAGAAUAAGUAUUCCUGUUACAGAUAGGUCUAAGAGACUUAGAAGUAACUCGGGCAAGGAUGUGGCCACUCCUAGUCAGAAGUCCAACACACCAAAGGAAGGAAAGAAAACUUCAACCCCUGCCAAGAAAGCUGUGAAGUUUGGACCACCUAGAAGUGCCAACAAGGUCACUACUUCUGGCAAAGAAAAGAAAAACUUGAAAAGGAAAGAACCUGAGUCUAGUGAGUCUGAAUUUGAAGAGGAAACUGUCAAAAUCACAAGUGGUGGAUCUUCAAGAAAAACUGUAAAGGGAAGAAAAGUACCAUUGAAUGUACCCUCUGCACCCCUUGAUAAUUUCUCUUUCCACUUUGAAGAUGGCCCAACCAAGUGGAAAUUUGUGUUUAAUAGAAGACUUUCAGUAGAGAGGAAUUUGAGUAACGACUUUCUACAGUGUAAGGAGCUUAUGGAACUGAUCAGUGCUGCAGGCUUAAUGAAAACAGUGAAAGCCCUUGCGGUGUAUUAUGAAAAGCUAGUCAAAGAGUUCUUAGUGAACAUAGGAGAAGACUGCAUUGAUCCUACAAGCCCUGAGUUGAGAAAAAUCUUUGUUAGAGGAAGGUGUGUCAAUUUUUCUCCAUCUGUUAUCAACCAGUACUUGAGAAGAUCAAUAGAUGAGAUUGCAGAUAUGGGAGUUAGUCAGGAUGAGGUAUGCAAGACCAUUACAGGAAACUCUGUGCAAGCAUGGCCAAAGAAGAACAAUUUGUCUGCAACAAAACUGACUGCAAAAUAUGCUCUGUUGAAUAAGAUAGUUGCUGCUAACUGGGUGCCCACCACUCAUUCAAACAGUGUGGCAACUGGUUUGGCCAGGUUCAUUUAUGCAGUAGGCACAAAAACCUCUUUUGCUUUUGGUUCGUACAUCUUUGAGCAAACAUUUAAACAUGUUAAGUCACUUGCUGUACAAAUGCCAAUUGCUUUCCCUACUCUGCUAUGUGGUAUAAUAUUGGAUCAGCAUCCAGAUAUAUGUACUCCUGCUGAUGUGCCUUGUGCUAGAGAGGCAGACUUGUCUUUUGACUACAGGCUGUUUGAAGGGUCACAUGCUGCAGACAUUGCUGGACCAUCUGGCAAGAAAUCUGCUAACACCUUGAGCAAGAAGCAGAUGAUAGCUGAUCUAAAAGAGACCAGCAAGGCUCUGGAGGAAAGGAAGCUGUCUAUAGAUCGUGUGAUUCAGGCCUUGGAGGCUGAAGUGGCUGAGGAAGGAGGUAUGGAAGGUGAUGGUGCUGCUGGUGAGCAAGUGCAAGUGGAGGACUCUGAUGAAAGUGCCUCUAUUUGA
Trifolium pratense (red clover) is the source of this 1884-nucleotide messenger RNA. RefSeq lists its product as uncharacterized. Lineage: Eukaryota; Viridiplantae; Streptophyta; Magnoliopsida; Fabales; Fabaceae. The transcript has 2 exons. The coding region runs from base 1 to 1884 and encodes 627 amino acids. The record is from RefSeq and is a predicted model, not a curated record.